Messenger RNA from Penaeus monodon (black tiger shrimp), 885 nucleotides. RefSeq lists its product as uncharacterized. The transcript has a single exon. The record is from RefSeq and is a predicted model, not a curated record. Lineage: Eukaryota; Metazoa; Arthropoda; Malacostraca; Decapoda; Penaeidae. Bases 112 to 618 code for a protein of 168 amino acids.
AGGCGGCUUGGCCAGCCCGUCAUAUCUCUAACGACCGUUCGCUGGCGUGGGUGUCCAAGGACGCGUUUGGAGAUCGAACUUAAGCAGUUGUCAAGCGAGCAACGAAGAAGCAUGAGAAACACGUGGUGCUCUUUGCUCGUGGUCCAGGUGCUGGCGCUGCAGGCGGCGACGAUGCCACAGGGGCCUAGGGUCCCUCACAAUCCUCAGGGGCAGCAGAUCAUCUUCGGGACACACUCCGUCUCCGAGAGACCAGUAUUCAGGCCUCAUCCCUCUAUAGGAAGACCAUUUUUAACGCCCAAUGUCCCCAAGCAAGGAUCAGCCUCCGACCCCAACCUGAACGGCCAGACACUAGCCUUCCCGUCCAAUUUCGACGUGCAACGACCACCAACCUUCCAAUCCAAUGGAGCCCAAUAUGUCUUUACACCCGACUCCUCCGCCUCGAGAGCGGACUUCGGGUCCGUAAACCAGAUCAGCUUCCCGGACGAAUCAACUCCAGCUCCGCCGCCGACGCCCAACUCCCUUGGCACGAGGAUCCUCAUCUCCGCCCCCUGCAUAGGAAACUGCAUGACGAAGAGGUCUGGCAGGUGCGAACUCGACGCAUCUUGCUUGUUUGGCUGAUCGAGCACUCUGGCAGUGUAUUCAGUGCAACCGUGAUGCAAGCUACCCCCGCCUCCCCAUUAGUGUGUGUCUAGUACCUCCAGGUGCGCGGUCGGAGUUGCUUUAGUCUCGAUCUGUGAUAGUGGCAUGAGAAGCAUCAGAGAAGGGCCCGAGGGAGGAUGGCAUGGUGACUGAGCUCACCAGUCAUGUGCACAAUUAUGGUGCAUCAUGAACGUUUUUGAAAAUUGCAUAUUUACUUUCUAGUACUUGGAAAGAUCACCAAACACU